AUGCUUGACUUUGAAGAAGAUUUUUAUAAAUUUGUUAAAGCUUAAUUAGAAAAAAAAAAGGGGAUCAAGUAGAUUGGGACAGAAGAAUCUUAUGAUGAUGAGGAUACACUAAAGAGUAAUUUAAAAUAUCUUAUAAAGAAAAUAGGCUAGUAAGUUAGAAUAUCAAUAAAGUUCUAUAAAAUGAGAGAAAAAAGAUGAAAAUCAGCAAAAUAUCAAAGGAGCAGCAUUUUGAGAAUAAAAUGAAGGAUUUUGCCAACAUGGAUACAUUUAUUGAUGUUAAACAGUUUCUCAAGAGUCUUAAUGAUUAAUAAAGGAAAAAAACAUCGAAAAAGGUGUUUAAGUCAUUCAAACGUAGUCCUUCAGAUAGCGAUAAUGAUGAUUUAUUUGAUUAUGCAGAAAUUGUUUCGAAAAGUAAAAAGUACAUUGCAAAAACAUAAAAGUACAGGACUAAACCAAAUAUCUCUGGAUACCUUCAAUUUGACGAUAAUGCUCAUUAGAAAACCGAGGAAAUAGAGGAGGGUAAAUCAACAAAUCAAAAAUUUUAUACUGGAAUAGAUAAAUUAAUUACGGAUAUAAAUCAAAAAAAUGCUUAAUCUGAAAUGGACAAAUAAUAUGAAAAAGAGAAGAAAAGACAUCGCGAUUCGAUAAAUUCUGAAUAAUAAAUACCACAAGCUCUUCAUUUGGAUUUUGGGAAGGAUGAACUAACUAUUAAACAAGGAAAGAAAUUCAAAGAAUAAUCCCAAAAGGUUUUAUAGCUACUUGAGAAAACAACCAAAAUGCUAUAUAAAAAUAGAAUACCCUAACCUCCAAAUCCGAAAGUCUUAAAGCAAUAAUAAUAACAAUUAAAAGAAUUACAACAACAUCCAUCUUCUGUUGAGAAUAGAAGUUCUAAAUAAAUCCUUAUUAAGAGUCGCAGUAUUAGUAAAGAUAUCAAAUUGCCAACUAUAAAUGGGCCUACUUAAGGAGGUCCAAAUGGAAAAAGAAUAGGUCCUUUGCAUCAUUUCAGUCAUGGAACUUUACCAGAAAUCAAACCAGGAUCCUUUGUGUCGCUUCGAGAUGAUAGAAGAUUAGAAGAUUUACAUUACUUUAAAAGUUAAAAUGUUAUAAGUAAAUAAAAUCAUCCAUCUAACAAUUUCAGUCAUCACAGUCUAAGCUUAGAUGUAAAGAAUUAGAUUGGCGAUUUUAUUACCUAAGUAUAAUUUUCAUUUUAUGAUUUUAGUUAGAAAAUGCUUAGGAAUAAUUCUCGAAAAUGUACCCUUCAGAUUCUUAAUUAUAAAAAAUUUAGAAUAACAUGACUAAAAAGAUGAAUACAAUUGGAAAAGCUCCUUUGGAAAGUUUGAAAUACUUAACCAGAAGAAAAUUCAAUGUUUCUAAAAAAUUUGAAACCAAAAGCAAAAAAAAUAAAGCCCUGCAAAUGUUUUGA
Messenger RNA from Paramecium octaurelia, 1423 nucleotides. The record is from the annotation of a GenBank genome assembly. Lineage: Eukaryota; Ciliophora; Oligohymenophorea; Peniculida; Parameciidae.